This is a messenger RNA of Colletes gigas, 1562 nucleotides long. It is a transcript of the gene Roc2, whose product is annotated as RING-box protein 2. Gene Ontology annotation, biological process: protein ubiquitination; ubiquitin-dependent protein catabolic process. Bases 192 to 530 code for a protein of 112 amino acids. Lineage: Eukaryota; Metazoa; Arthropoda; Insecta; Hymenoptera; Colletidae. Gene Ontology annotation, molecular function: zinc ion binding; cullin family protein binding; ubiquitin protein ligase activity. The record is from RefSeq and is a predicted model, not a curated record. The transcript has 2 exons. Gene Ontology annotation, cellular component: nucleus; Cul5-RING ubiquitin ligase complex.
GUGGACGAAUGUUGUUAACAACGACGCGCAGUCUAUUGUCGGAACGUUUAAUAAAACUUUUCCUUGUUAACAUUGUUUGAUUACACGCGCGUACAGUCGAACAACAGCGACGAGUGCGACAAACGACGUUUGGCAUUUGUUUUGUUCGAGGUCCUCGCAUCACUUUAUUGUUUCUAACCUAAAAGCUCGAGAUGGCUGAGUCGGAGCAAGAUUUCGGUGAUCGUAGCGAUAACGAUAAUCUAAAGCCGGACAAGCUGUUUAUUGUGAAAAAAUGGAACGCUGUGGCCAUGUGGAGCUGGGACGUAGAGUGUGACACUUGUGCGAUUUGCCGAGUUCAAGUAAUGGACGCUUGUCUUCGGUGCCAAGCUGAGAGCAAGAACGACUUCUAUGGCCGACAGCAAGACUGCGUGGUCGUCUGGGGAGAGUGCAACCACUCGUUUCACUACUGUUGCAUGUCCCUUUGGGUGAAGCAGAACAAUCGUUGCCCACUGUGUCAACAAGAGUGGUCCAUUCAACGAAUGGGAAAAUAACCGAACCAUGGAGGCGAAACGCUAAACAGCUUUCCCCGUCCUCUGCGCCAAUUCUCCUCAAACGAUUCUUUCUUAUCCUCGACCUCGUCUUUGCUUCCAGGCGCUCGAAAUUCUUGGAAUUUUCGUCGCGGUCGAACAAUCGUUUCAUUUAUCGCGAUCGAUCGCCGGCAACGACUGCUCGGCUACCGAUUUCUUGCGCGACGGCUUCGCGUGAAACUUACCGGCGCGAACGAAUUGCAAAAAUUUCGACAUUAUCAUUAAAAGGAAAAUUUAGUCGAAAACUUAUCGUUUUUUAUUCCGACCUAUAUUCCAGAACAAAGUUACGGAACACCGGUAGUAGUUAACCUACCAGAUUUUAUUAACAAUGGCAGCUUCACAGUUUGGUACAAAAUGAUAAACAUAAUUCUUUGAAAGAAAACAAUUUAUUGCAAUAUAUCACAAAAUGAUAGGACGAUACAUAAGAAAAGUUUUGCAAAAUAAUUAUAGUAAUAUUUAGAGAGACCUACUUUCCGUUGCAGGGCGUCCAUUAAUGAUUUUAGAAUUGUUUUAUAUAAUUCUUUCAAUUUUCUUUUCACUGCAUGAAUGCGAAAAUAGAUAACCAUUUCUUUCUACCGUGUACUUUUCGCCAGCCAUGAAUUCAUAGAUAGCAAACUCUAUUAAAAAUAACAGCGGUAAUAAUGAUAAAGUUGCAUUUUUUCUAAAAACCGUCCAUUAUUGGAGCAGUUGAAUGCUCAUGCAAUUAUAUACUUUAAUUCGUAUUGAAACGAGCAAAAACAUUUCAAGUAUCCUAUCAUUUUGCCCGAGCAAUUUAAGCUUUUUUGUAGUUCGCGUUUAGUGUACGCUCCCGAUUAGGUAACAUACUACUUUCAGUUUUACUAAAUGAACAAAUAUAUAAUAUAAAGGAUCCUAACAUUUUGUUCUAAGGUAUGUUCGAUCAGGUUCACAUGUUGUAUCAUUUUAAAAUUUCGUUUUUGGAAUUUUAUUAACGAAAAUUUUAAUUAAAAAAUUAAAUUAAAAAAUUUCAAAUCAUUC